CAGCAACAACAACGACAGCAACAACAGGAACGUAUGUAAGAAUAACAAACAAUAACAGAAACAGCAACGACAUUUUUAUUCGUUCAGGUGGUCUAGUAGGAAAAUUGAAAGGUCGUGUCAGUGAUGCCCCGUUCAUUGGUUGCGGAGGUUAUGUAAAUAACAUAGGAGGAGCAACAGUAACUGGAUUCGGAGAGGCAAUAAUGAAAGUGACUUUGGCAAGAGAUGUAGUUUAUAAUAUGGAAAAUGGACAGAAUGCACAGGUUAGGUUUCUAAAUUUGCAGUAUCAUAAUGCCACUAUUAAACAUUCAACUGGCGCCUAUAUACAAUACUUUCCGCAUUCAAUUAUAUAAUAAUAUUGAAACAGAAAAUGGUUUUACUGACUUAAGAAUCUGCCUUUUUCAAAUGUCUUUCUUUUGGGGUUUUCAUGCAUACAAUACUGUUGUUGAGUUGAAAUUUAUUACUCAUAUUUCACCGUCUGAAAAUGUUGAAAGAUUUCCAUUCAUCGUAGAGUGGCGUGGAUUUAUCAGUUAUUUGUUCAGCUAUAUCAGUUAUUGCUAAACGUGAAUUAUUUUGGAUUUGGUGAUGCCCUGACUUUCAACAAGGUUGAAACGCUGAAAACAUUUUACGCGAUCCAUUAUUUUUAUUUUUCAUGGUAAUACUAUUUCCCUGCUGCAAAACAACAAAGAAAAUUGUGAUUAUGCACUAUGCAAGUCUGCAAAUAUCCAUUAUCUCAAUGUUGCACUAACCGACUGAUUCAAAUAGUCGCGGAAAGUGUGCCUGUGUUGGGAGAGGGGGUAAACACCCUCCCCAAUAUUCGUUGAUGAGUUAUUUCAGGUAAGUUUCUAAGUGACAUAAGCUGACUUUCUAGUUAAGGUAUUAAUGCCAAAUUUUUGUUGCAUUUCUUGACUUUCUGAGGGUCUAAAUAUUCAAAAUUUUCUCUUUAAAGAGUAUUUCCUCGAUUUCCUUUGUAUUUCCGUCAGUGCCGUCGCGUGGUACUCGCUUCAGGGGGGUGUUUGGUUAAAUCUACCUGAGAAUGUCAAAAUUUUGAAUUUUACCUGAAAAUUUUCUCUCGGAAAAUUUUUUUGGUGACCUCCCCACCCGUCGCCAAAAAAAUUUCGGUCAGUGUACAAUUUUAGGGGUACAAAAAAAUUUUCCGGACAUACAAAAAUUUUUCGCGACAUACAAAAAAUUUUUCGGACAACACAAAUUUUUGCCGUUUAUCAAAUACAUUUUUCUAAAAUCCCGAAAAUUUCUAGAAUUUUCUAAAAUUUCUGUAAAUGUACCUCACUUUUUUCCAAAUUGACAGUUAUUUUUGUAAAAAAAAACUUUCUCUUGUCCUAGGAAAUACCUGAAUUUGCGUUAUUUUACCUGAAUUUCUUUUACAACUCUUCCUGAAAUUACCUGAAACUGCUCAUAUGAGCAAUUAUCAGGAGGUGCCGCCACCCUCCACACACACACACACACACCCGGUCGCUACGGCCCUGAUUUCCGUAAUAGAUUUAGUCCUGUGUUUCAUUGUGCCAAUAUAUUCUUUCGAAUGAAACACCAGCUACUUGAAUCUACUAUUAAAUAUUAAAACCACACUAAAUUUCAAACGCUGCUUUUUAGGUAAUAUAAAACGUAAUGUAAAAAGUCAGGUAGUUUUGGAUGCCUAUUACCCCCCCUUGACCCCAACGACAAAAUAUUCAUUAAGUCCCUCACAGUGAUUGUUUGCAAAGAUUGCCUUUCACUUUCAUGAUAACUAAUUAAGAAGCUCACACACAGAAGAUUGUAUUUUAUUAUAACUAAAUAUAUCCCUAGGAAUCUGCAGAAAAUGCUUUAGAGAAAAUGAAACGUCUUGUCAAUGGCCACGGUGGCGUAGUUACGAUUGACAAAGAAGGAAACUUUGGAAAGGCGUUCACUACACAUAUGAUGGUUUGGGCAAGCAUCAAGAGCAACACCAUGGAAUUUGGUAUGGAAAAAGAUGAAGUUGAAGUUGAGCUGGUGAAGUUAAAUGGUGAACAUAAGUAG
Molecule: messenger RNA, 2010 nt
Organism: Paramuricea clavata
Lineage: Eukaryota; Metazoa; Cnidaria; Anthozoa; Malacalcyonacea; Plexauridae
Source: the annotation of a GenBank genome assembly